UCUCUGUGGAGAUUUCCCUGCUUCCAGCCUCCUAUGGAGGAGCUCAUGCAUUAUAAAUGAGAGCUGACAUCACGGACAUCAAUAAGCAACGUUGAACCGGGUUAAUCACAUUGGAAAGAGUUUCUGGGCUUCCUGUUAUCUCCGCCGCCCUAACCUCCGCAGAGGACCAGUCCGCACAGACACGCACGGCUCAUCUCGUAAAAGCUCCUCAACCCGAUCUUCCAGAAGGAUUCCUGGCACUCGCCCACCCCUCCCAGCGCAAGGACGAACAAUAAAUCUGCAUGACUGUCACAAAGAUGUCAUGGCGUCCGCAGUACCGCAGCUCCAAGUUCCGAAAUGUCUACGGCAAGGCAGCCAGCCGGGAGCACUGCUUCGAUGGCAUCUCCAUCACCAAGAACGUUCAUGACAACCACUUCUGUGCCAUCAACCCCAAGUAUCUUGCCAUUGUGACCGAGUCUGCUGGCGGGGGCUCCUUCCUUGUUAUUCCUCUGGAGCAGACAGGACGGAUUGACCCACUCUACCCCAAGGUCUGUGGUCACCAGGGAAACGUGCUGGACAUUAAAUGGAACCCGUUUGUGGACAACAUCGUAGCCUCCUGUUCCGAGGACACUUCAGUGAGACUCUGGGAGGUCCCAGAAGGAGGUCUGAAGAGGAACAUGACUGAGGCUGUGUUGGAGCUGUAUGGACACAGCCGGCGAGUUGGCCUCAUUGAGUGGCACCCCACCACCAAUAAUAUCUUAUUCAGUGCAGGUUAUGAUUAUAAGAUCCUGAUCUGGAACCUGGAAAUUGGUGAGCCAGUUAAAAUGAUCGACUGCCACACUGACGUCAUUCUCUGCAUGUCCUUCAACACGGACGGAAGCCUCUUUGCCACCACCUGCAAGGACAAGAAGCUGAGGGUCAUCGAGCCGCGCUCCGGCAAAGUGCUACAAGAAGCAAGCUGCAAGAACCACAAAGUAAACCGCGUGGUGGUCCUGGGGAACUCAAAGAGGCUGCUCACCACAGGAGUGUCAAGGUGGAACACCAGACAGAUUGCUCUCUGGGAUCAGGAAGACUUAGUGAUGCCAAUAAAAGAAGAAGAAAUCGAUGGUCUCUCGGGGCUCCUGUUCCCCUUCUACGAUGAUGAUACACACAUGCUCUACCUAGCUGGAAAGGGUGACGGGAAUAUUAGAUACUAUGAAAUCAGCACCGAGAAGCCAUAUCUCCACUACCUGAUGGAAUAUCGCUCACCGGCCCCUCAGAAGGGGAUGGGUGUGAUGCCAAAACACGGGCUGGAUGUGUCCAUCUGUGAGGUGUUCCGGUUUUACAAACUGGUCACACUGAAAGGAGUGAUUGAACCGAUCUCGAUGAUUGUGCCAAGAAGGUCUGAAACAUACCAGGAAGACAUUUACCCAAUGACACCAGGGACUGAGCCUGCUCUAACGGCAGAAGAGUGGCUAAGUGGAAUGAACAGAGAUCCGAUCCUAAUGUCUUUGAAGGAAGGUUACAAAUCCACAAAUAUUGCUUUCAAGCCACCAAAAAAGGACAAGAAAAGUGUGGUGGUGAAUGGAAUCGAUCUACUGGAAAACGUACCACCUCGGACAGAGAACGAGCUUCUCCGGAUGUUCUUCCGACAGCAAGACGAGAUCCGAAGGCUAAAGGAAGAACUGACGCAGAAGGACGUGAGAAUACGCCAACUGGAACUGGAACUCAAGAAUCUGCAGAACGUCCCGAAAAGCACCUGACCUCGGGGUCCCUGCCGCCAUUCCUCAUCCCUCUGGCAUGUCGCGGAAUUAUCAGCAGCGGUUAUACGCAGAUUGUAAGAAUGCUAUAGGACCUUUAAAACCCACAGAGUCUGCCCCACCACCCUCAAGUGAGAGAGAAACUGGAAGUUAUGUCGAUUUCCAAAAUGUUUAGCCAUAUGCACAACUAACAGAAGAGCUCGACGGGUCUGCACACUAUGCCUCAGCAGGUAUCUGGAGUGCUAAGCAUGGUCCAUAGAGAUCCAGUCAUCAUCAGCUGCCCAGAGACAUGUAUACUUUUAAAAGUUCUGCAUGCUAAUGAGUCAUUUUAACAUCGUUUUACAUUAAAUACUCCAAGGUGCCUCUGAAUUAGCGUCUUUGUAAGCCUUGCCCAAUUUAGCUGCUAAGGUGGAAGUUUUAUUGGAAAAGAGCUGAGAGCAGGUACAGGCCCUUCCUCGCCAGUCUAUGCAUCAUAUCUCAGCUGGAGACUCCCUCGCGUUCCCACUUACCCUUUCCUUUCCCAUCUACCCACCAAACUGCACCGGCUACGCUGCACCAUGUUAACUUUGUCCCUGUGUAUCGGAUGAUUUGUGAUACUCAGGUUAACGCAGUCGGGGUAUGGGAGGCACUCUGCCUUCCCUUCUAUGCUGGACAGUGACUCAAACUGUCCUUAUAAAUGAGUGGCCACAAACAAGUUAGAAGGUUAAAGAUUAGAACACAAGAGGUCCUGCACAUGCAGGAAAUCCAGAGCAGCACAUAGAAAAUACUGGAGGAACUCGGCAUGUCUGGCAGUGUCCAGGGAGGGGAAUAAAGAAGUUGAUGUUUCGGGCCUUCAUCAGGACUGAAGAGGAAGGGCGGUGAAGGCAAAAUAAGAAGUUGGGGGGAAGGGAAGGAGUACGAGCUGGAAGGUGAUAGGUGAAGCCAGGUGAGGGAGCUUUAUUUGUAAUUUAUUGGUAAAGAUUAGUUUUAUUUAUCACAUGUACAUCAAAAUAUACAGUGAAGUGCAUUGUUUGCUUCAAAUCAAAUCAGCGAGGAUUGUGCUGGGCUGCCCGCAAGUGUCUCCAUGUAUAGCAUGCCCACAACUCACUAACCCUAACACUUGCAUCUCAGGAACGCGGGAGGAAACCAGAGCAUCCAGUUGAGCUCUCAUGGUCACGGGGAGAGCGUCCAAAUUCUUUGCAGACAACGGCGGGAACUGAACCGUGAUCAGGGAUCACUGGCACUGUCAUAGUGUUAUGCUAACCACUAGGCUACAGUGCCACCCUUAAGUUAGCUGUUGGAAUUUGGGAAUUAUGUAGUGUCUUUAGAUACAAAAUUAAAACCAGAGCACCUAUAAAUUUUGUGAGACUUGUCCCAACCCAGAAAAGUGGAAGAAGAGACCAAUACAUUGCCAGAGGACAGAUACAAUAAAAUUAAGGAAGUUAACCCGAACUGGUUAAAGUACAGAGCCAGCCCAGCUCGGCCUGUGCUGGACAGGGUCCAUUUGGCCUGGUCUGAGUAUAACGCAUGUCAGCUCUAAUUGGCAACGUUCUCACUUGCAAUCUGAGUUCAAGCCUGGUUCUGGAGUUGUGGCUGGAAAACUUGAGGCUGACAGUCCAGUGCAAUACUGAGGGAGCACCACAGUGUUCAUGCAGCCCUCUCUUGGAGGAGCCAUCAAAUUGCACUCUCUGGGGGAUGGGAGCAGAGCAACAACUGGGGAAUGUUUAUCCUCACUAAGAGAGAUUCUGUGGCCACCACUGAUUGCUGUCUCUGGGAGUGUGCUGCACACGAACUGGCUGUCACAACAGUGCUUCUAAAAGUGUGUCAUUGGCUUGCUUUCUUUUUGUUUAUUUUCUCUCUCUCUCUCUCUCCCUCUAUCUCUAUCUCUCGCUUUUUUUUCCUCCCUCUUCUUUCUUUGUCCAAUGUCCCUUCCAGUUUAGUGAUGAGGUUGUCCCCCUCAGCUCCCAUUUCCCUGGCAGUGACCCUUCGGAAUAACGCUUCUGACAGCCUUAUGGGAAAAUAAAGCUAGAAGAAGGAGGCCAUUCAGUCCUUCAUAGUUGCCCUGCUAUUCAAUCUUGUGACUGACCUUUAACCCCUGAACUCCUUUCUUGCACUAACUCUUGAUUCUGAUUAGACCGUAAGAUAUACAGUAGGUACAGAAUUAGAUCAUUCGGCCCAUCGAGUCUGCUCUGCCUUUCCAUCAUAGCUGAUUUACUAUCCCACUCAACUCAUUCUUCUGCCCUCUCUCCAUAGCAUUCGACACCCUUAGUAAUCAAGAACCUAUCAACCUCUGCUUUAAAUAUACCCAGUGACUUGGCCUCAACAGCCAUCUGUAGCAAUGAAUUCCAUAGAUUCACUACCCUCUAGCCAAAGAAAUUUCUCUUCAUCUCUGUUCUAAGAGGACGUCUUUCUAUUCAGAGGCAGUGCCUUCCGGUCCUAGACUCCCUCACUACAGGAAACAUCCUCACCAGGUCCUAGUGACCUGGGCCUAUCUAGAUGUAGAUAGAUAGAUCUAUCUAUCUAUAUAGGCCUAUAUCUAGGCCUUUCAAUAUUUAAUAAGGUUCCAUGAGAUCCCUCCUCACUCUUCUAAACAACAGCGAGUACAGGCCCAGAGCCAUCAAACACUCCGGGUAUGUUAACCCUUUCAUUCCCAGGAUAAUUCUCGUGAACCUCAUGUGAACCCACCAGUGCCAGCACAUCCUUCCUUAGCUGCUAAAUUACAACAGCUUAGGAAACCAUAACAGUACAGCUAGCUCACAGCUUUGGAAAUCCAGGUCGGAUCCCAGUCUCCAGUGUUGCUCUCAUGGAAUUUGCAUGUUCUCCCUGUGACCAUGUGGAUUUCCUCCAAACACUCCAGUAUCCUCUCAGGUCCCAAAAGCACAUGGAUUGGUAGGUCAGUUGGACACAAUGAAUUAUCCCUAGUAGGUCAGAGAUGACUGACAGAAUCCAGGGGGAGUUAAUGGGAGUGUGGGGAGAGAAAAGGGGGAUUAGUGCUGGGUUAAUGUAAAUGACUCGGUCACUACAGACCCUGUGACUAACAAUUUGAUGUACUGCUCCUAAGGGUUUGAGGUUGCCUCUUCUAUUGAGGGUGAACGCUUGAGCAGAAAAGUUCUUAGCUUGGGGCUGAGUGGUGUUGGUUACAGCAAAAUAUAGAAUGUUUCCUAUGGUGAGGGAGUCCAAGAUCAGAGGACACACCCUCACAGUAGAGGGACGUCCUUUUUAGAACGGAGAUGAUGACGAAUUUCUUUAACCAAAGGGUGGGAAUCUGUAGAAUUUGUUGCCACAGGUGGCUGUGGAGGCCAAUUUAUUGGGCAUAUUUAAGGAAGAGGGUGAUAAAUUCUUGAUUAGUCAGGGCAUGAAGGGACAUAGGGAGAAAGCAGGAGAUUGGGGCGGAAAGGAAAAAUGAAUCAGCCAUGAUGAAAUGGCAGCGCAGACUCAAUGGGCCAAAUGGCCUAAUUCUGCUCCUAUAUCUUAUGGUCCUUAUGCAAAAACAAGUUCUGUUCUGUGCGAUAGAUAAGGAGGAGGGCGUCUCCACUUCCCAAAUGUUGAUCUCUCUCACACAAGAAUCGCACUCCACCCAGCAGGCAUUGCCCAUGGCACAGUUAGGAGCUUUCACUACACAGUUGCUUCGAAGUUUAUUAAUGUAACUUUGUUGUUUUAAAAUUUUAAUUAACAUAAAGGUCAUAGAAUGGGGAAAGAGGCCCUUCGGCCCAACUGGUUCAUGCAAACCAGUCCAAGCAAGCUAGUGCCUUUUGCCAGUGUUAGGCCCAUAUUCCUCAAAAUACUUAUUAAAUACAUACCUGUCCAAGUAUCUUUUACAUGUUGUUAAUGUACCUGCCUCAGCUACUUCCUCUGCAGCUCAUUUCAAGUACUGACCACUCUCUAGGUGACAAAGUUGUUCCUCAAGUUCCUGUUAAGUCUCUCCCUCCUCACCUUCAACUUAGGCCCUGUAGUUCUUGAAUCCUAUCCCUGGGAAAACACUGUGCUUAUUCACCCUGCCAUUGCCAUCAUUAAGUGCUGUGUCGUAUGACUUUCCAUGACCAUGAUUGCUGUUGGUAAAUUUUUCUACAGAAGUGGUUUGCCAUUGCCUUUUUCUAGGCAGUGUCUUUACAAGACAGGUGACCCCAGUCAUUAUCAAUACUCCUCAGAGAUAGUCUGCCUGGUGUCAGUGGUCACAUAACCAGGACUUGUGAUAUGCACCCGCUGCUCAUACGACCAUCCACCACCUGCUCCUGUGGCUUCACAUGAACCCUGAUCAGGGGUUAAGCAGGUGCUACACCCGCAGACUAACAGAGACCUCACUUUAAGGAGAAAGAGAUUGAUAUUGGUUUAUCAUUGUCACACGGACUGAGAUGUAGUGAAAAGCUUUUCUUUUGCCUGCCAUCCUUCAGAUCAUGUGAUGUAUAAUUAUAGGAAAGUAGUAAAAAGAAAACAGAAUGUAGAAUAAAGUGUUACAGUUAGAGAAAGUGAGGUGCAGGUGAACAAAUAAAGAACAAGGGCUACAAUGGGAGAUCAAGAGUUCGUCCUUUAGUGUACAAGAGCUCCGUUCAAGAGUCUGACAGUCCUUGCAGAAUAGAGGCUUUCCUUGAGUUUGUGGUUCAUAGAGUCACAGAGCUCUACUGUAGAGAAACAGACCUUUUGGCCCAUCAAGUCUGUGCCGAACUGUUAUACUACCUAGUCCCAUUGACUUGUAAUAGUUCAUGUUCUGUGUGCAUCUUUUGCCUGACAGGAGUUCAAAGUUCAAAGUAAAAUGUAUUAUCAGAGUACAGACAUGUCACCACAUAAAGUCAUGAAAGCCUCCUUCCUGCAGGCAUACUCAGCAAAUCUAUAGAACAGUAACUGUAAAAAGAGUCGAUGAACAACAAACUGCGCAAAUACAAAUAUAAAUAAAUAGUAAUAAAUGACAAGAACAGGAAAGAACAAGAUAAAGAGUCCUUAAAGUCAGACCAUCGGUUGUGGGAACACCAAAAAUAGAAUGAGUAUAGUUAUCCUCUUUUGUUCAAGGGCCUGAUGGUUGAGGGGCAGGAUCUGUUCUUGAACCUGGUGGUGUGAGUCCUGAGGCUCUUGUACCUUCUACCUGAUGGCAGCAGCAAGAGCGUGGCCUGUGUGGUGAGGAUCUUUCAUGAUGGAUGCUGUUUUUCUAUGACGUUUCAUGUAGAUGUGCUCAAUGGUUGGGAAGGCUUAACCCAUGAUGUAAGGGGCUGAAUCCACUACCUUUUGUAGGAUUUUCUGCUCAAAAGUUCCCAUAGGAGGGGACCUUGAUUAUGUUGCUUUCUUUUUCAAGGUAACAUAAUUAAUGAUAGUUGAUUUGUUUUGUCACGUGUACCAAGAUACAGUGAAAAGCCUGUCUUGCACACAGAUCAAAUCGUUGCAACAGUGCAUUGGGGUCGAACAAGGUAAAACAAUAACAAUGCAGAAUAAAGUUUAACAGCUACAGAGGAACUGCAGUGCAGGCAAACAAUAAGAUGCAAGGUCAUAACAAAGUAGACUAUGAGGUCAAGAGUCCAACUAUUGCACUAGGAACUGUUUGGUAGCCGUAGAACAAUGGGGUAGAAGUUGUCCUUGAGCCUAGUGGUAUUUAUCUUCUGCCCAAUGGAAGAGGGUUGUGUAUUGGAGAAGUUGAACAAAAAUGGGGAAAGAUGGGCAAAUGGAGCCAGCAUUGUUUCGACAUCCCUGGACUGAUUCAGACUAACCAGUAGAUCAUGUGAAGGUAUAAUCCCAAUGCCUCAGGUGAAAUUCUUGGACAGAAGCUACUACAGCCACUUUUUGCUGAGGUCCAUAGAAACUAGAAAGAGAGGAGUGGAGAAAUGGACUGACAACCCACUAUUAUCAUGCUGCAUCACUAUCUUGGAGACACAGGAGACUGCAGAUGCUGGAAUCCGGAGCAAAAAAUAAUCUUACUUCGGAAUUCAACGGCUAAAAAGUAUCUGUUGGGGGAAGCAAUCACCAACAUUUCAGGUCAAAAACUGCUUUUCAGGUAUCCCUGAUGCAGAGUUUCAACCCAAAAGAUCAACAUUCCUCUCCCACUCCUUCCCUUCUCUCCUGCCUAUCACUUCCCUCUGGUGCCCCUCCUCCUUCUCUUUCUCCCAUGGUCCACUCUCCUCUCCGAUCAGAUUCCUCUUUCUUCAUCCUUUUACGUCUUCCACCCAUCCCCUCUCAGCUUCUUACUUCAUCCCCCCUUACCAACCCACCUACUGUCCAGCUCAGAUGGCUUUACCUAUCCUUCCCCUCCCGCCACUGACCCCCUCCCAAACUUUUCAUUAUGGCCUCUUCCCUCUUCCAUUCCAGUCCUGAUGACGACCCUCAGCCUGAAACAUCAACUGUUUAUUCCUCUACAUCAACUCUUUAUUCCUUUCCGGGUGACCUGCUGAGUCCCUCCAGCAUUUUGUGUGUGUUGCUCUGGAUUUCCAGCACCCGCAGAAUCUUUUCCAUUGACAUCAAUAAUCCUUUCUGUCCAUAGAUAGUGCUCAGCUGCUGAGUUUCUCCCAAAAAUUGUUUGUAACAUCAUGAUCUUCCCUUUUUCCCAGUUCAGAAUUGGCAAUGCAGUAGAUCCCUUGAAAAGAUCACAGGAGUGUCAAUCACAUAAGGCGGAAAUUGAACAAACAUUGAACUGCCCAUGACAACAGACAUUACAGCUAAUGACUCAACAACUGCCUAUGCAAUACAUACUGAUGAAUUUGAUCACCUGUCCCUGGAGGGGUCGAGGCUUCAAUAAAUAUUAAUGCAGUCUGCAGAAACAACCAGAACUCGCAAACUGAAGCUUGUGAAAGCAUUAGGAAAUAACCUGAUGGAAGAUCUAUCAGAACAGUUCUCACAGGUGGGACCUUGGUGGAACAGAUGCCCUCAAAUAGCAAAUAAGGUGAAUGGCGCUAAAUGUUUUCUUUUAUAGUGUUGUCUGAGGAAAGGACACUAGCUGAGGAGAGGGAUCUUGGCCAGGAGCUCCUUUCUGUAAGUUAUCCCACAGAUGUUUAUAUAUUCAACGAUUUUAAUCUUUUUUAUUCGGAGAUAUCCGGCUUUUCCACCCCAAUGAGCUUUGCCACCCAAUUACUGUACACCCAUGUGACCAAUUAACUGACUAACCCAUAUGUUUUUUUUGAAAUGUAGCAAGACACCUAUGUAGUCAAGGGUAGAAGAUACAACCUCAUUACAGACACUGGUGGAAUUGAACCCAUAUCACGGGCGCUGUAGCAGCGUUUAUGCUACCAUGCUUCCCAAUUCCCUUUGAACUGGGACAGCGGGGCUACAGUUUACUGCUGGUUGACUUCAGAACCCCAAAAUUCACAGUAACUACAGUCUAACAAUACAGUGCAUUGGCUGUGAAGGACAUCCUGAGGGUGAGGAUGGAAAUGCACGUCUUUUAUCACUGUUGGUUCUUGGCUUAUAAAAGAGCUGGUUUAGAAAUUGUCUUGAGUGUUAUGAGCUCUGGUGGAAAUGAAGGUGAAGGUCCUAAGCUACAGAAAGACCAUAGAGAAAUCAUGCUGAGGACCAACUGUGAAAGUGGAGAGAGAAAGGCCUAAAUAGAAUGGAUGUGGAGAGUACGUUUGCAAUAGUGGGAGAGUCUAGGACCAGAAGGCACAGCCGUAGAAUACAAGAACAACUCUUUGGAACAGGAAUGAGGAGGAAUUUCUUCAGCCAGUGGGUGGUGAAUCUGUGGAAUUCAUUGCCACAGACGGCUGUGGAGGCCAAGUCAUUGUGUAUAUUUAACGCAGAGGUGAUGGGUAAAGGCAGGUGAGACUGGAAGAGUAGGUUUUGAAAAUGACACAGCUGCUCAGUGAGUCAGGUGAAAUAAGACGAUAAGACAUUGGAGCAAAAUUAGGCCAUUCGGCCCAUGAAGUCUGCUCUGCUAUUCCAUUAUGGUUGAUUUAUUAUCUCUCUCAACCCAGUACUCCUGCCUUUUCCCUGUAACCUUUGACAUCCUUACUAAUCAAGAACCCAUCAACCACUUUAAAUACACCCAAUGAAUAUGUGGAGAAGGAAACAGAGUUGGUGAUUCAGAUCAAUGACUGUUUAUUCGAUGAUCAUACUACCUCUGUCCACACACACCUUUGGCUGGCUGAGAAUGUCAGACACCCUCUCUGGUUUAUUUCAGGUCUUGGCAGCUUUUAGCUUUUAGGCUGUGGAAUUUUGUUGGAUUACCCUCAGAAGGCCAGGCUGAGCUGAAGGUUUGAGGAUAGUACGGGAUUGGACAACUAGUUAGCUUUUCACACUUCACUGAUAUCUUAAGGAACAUUGCACAAACAUUUUAGCAAGUUUUUGACGCCCAUCAGUAUCUCUGUCCCAACUUGUCAGAGCAGGGUUGAUGUCACUACGUUGUUCCAUUCUUAUCCAGUACCAUACUGGCCUCUUCUUCUUUAAUUUACAGUUCAAGGUCAUCAGGUGCCUCCUGCCUCUUGGACAAUCAGCUCCAAAACUCAGCAUUGUACAUCGCAUUAGAUAUUUGCUUUCUGUUUUAUCUUCAGAUAGCAUAAGAGAACAAACAUAUCAAACAAAAAUUGGGCUAUCACUGUGACACACACAUAAUAAAGCAAUUUAAAACCACAACCUAAGCAUACAGUACUCUGCAAACAUUUUAGGCAGAUAUCUGUUGCUGGCCAAGACUUUUUGCGAGGUUCUGUAGUGAUUUUUUUUGUAUUGCACUGUACUGCUGCCACAAAAAAAAGCAAAUUUCAAUACAUAUGUGAGUAAUGAUAAACCUGAUUCUGAUAUGGGUCUCUACUGUGGACUGAGAGUGGGAAGGGGGCAGGGAGAGGGGAAUCAUGGUUGGCAAAAGGCAAGAGAGAGGAGGGGGCAGGAAGCACCAGAGGGACAUUCUGCAAUGAUCAAUAACACAAUUGUUUGGAUUCAAGUGACCUUGCCUGGUGUGUCUGCAGCUGUACCAUCCCCUGCCCUGGCACUCCUCUGCCCCCUGUCCCACAUCCCUCCUACAGCAUUCCACUCUCACCACUCCCUACAUCCUUUACAAACUCACACUCCGCUCCACGUUGACAGAUACAGUACUGUGCAAAAGUCUUAGGCACCCCAGCUAUAUACAUGUGCCUAAGCAGUCCAUCAAAUCCCAUUGAAUGGCAACAUGCAAAUGUUCCUUUGGUGGGUUAUUCCAUCACCUUGCAUUGAGAUAGCUAUCUAGUUCCACUAGGGUCAUGUGAAGCCAUGGGAGCAGGUGGUGCAUUAUCACGUCCUGGUUAUGCAACCACUGAUGCCAGGCAGACAAUCUCUGAAGAGUGUUGAUAAUGGCUGGGGUCACCAGUCUUGUAAGGGCACAGCCCAGAAGGCAAUGGCAAACCGCUUCUGUAAUAAAAUUUACCAAGAGCAAUCAUGGUCGUGGAAAGACUGUGAUUACCUAAGUCAUACAACAUGGCACAUAAUGAUGAUGAUGAUCUAGUUCCAAGGCCCUUUCUGGGAGCACUUCCAAACAAAAGUUAGUGCAGAGCCACAUGGAGAGUUUCAGAACUGAAGGACAAAAGCAUGGUUUUCUGAAGAACCUUCUGGAGAAGUUCAGGGAAGAGAUUCCAUUGUUCGACCUCGGCCAAUAAUGGGAGUGUGAUCAACUUUUUGAAGGAUUGAGAGACCAGAAUUAGAAAUUUCAUGGGAUCUGUAGGGCUGAAGAAGUUGACUACAAUUUGGAGGAGGGAUUGAAAGUGAAAGCAAUAUUUGAAAUGGAGACAAUGCUUCCAAGAGUGUGUGAGAUUGGGCAGCAGGUUUCGAUUGAAUCGGAACAGUUUGGUUUUAAUUUUAAAGGGUCUCCAGAGAGAGAGAUGCUGUUGGUGCUUGUGGACUGAAAUUCAUGAUGGCACUAAAGAUAGUUGCUUUUAAGUAACAUAACUGUGUGUAAUAAUGAGAAAUUAGAAUAUUAAGACAGUUAAUAAAGUACUGAAGAUUGAGCAUAGAAUACUACAGCACAGUACAGACUCUUCAGCCUGUAAUGCUGUGCCAAUGUUUUAACCUACUCUGACAUCAAUCUAACCCUCCCCUCUUGCAUAGCACCCCAUUUUCCUUUCAUCUAUGUGCCUAUCUAAGUGUUUCUUAACUGCCCUUAAUGUAUCUGUCUCUACCACUACCACUGGCCCAGUGUUUCAUGCAUUCAUCAUUCUGUCUGUAAAUAAUUUAUCUCUGACAUCCUCCCCACCAUACUUUCCUGCAGUCACCUUAAAAUUAUGUCCCUUUGAAUUAGGCAUUUCCGCCCUGGGAAAAUGACACUGGCUGUCUACUUGAUCAUGCUUCUCAUCAUCAUGUAUGCCUCUAUCAGGUCACUUCUCAUCCUCCUUCUCUCCAAAGAGAAAAGCCCUAGCUCACUCAAUCUUUGCUCAUAAAAUAUGCCCCCUAAUCCAGGCAGCAUCCUGGUAAAUCUCCUCUGCACCCACUCAAAAGCUUCCAUGUCCUUCCUGUAUUGAGGUGACAGGAAGUGAAUAAACCCUUCUAAGUAUAGUCAAACCAGGGUUUUAUAAAGCUGUAAUAUCACCUCGCGGACCUUGAACUCAACCUCCUGACUUAUGAAAGUCAACACACCAUAAGCCCUCUUAACAAUCCUAUCAGAGGGCUGUAUCAUCUCAGGAAAUUCUCCAGGGAAGAGGGACCUGUUGCUAAGCAACCAACCACUGUGUGUGAUUUCUUUCAAUCCCUUAAAUGGGUCAGUGAGCGUUCCCUCCAUAAAUGUAAGGAACGCUAGCCUCAAAUGUUAUCUCCCAGGCUAAGUGUGGGAGCUUGUCUCACCCUCCGCCUGCACGUAGUGACGGGGAGAAUACAUGGACAAGUCCAGAGUGUAAACACUUCAAACUUAUACUUGCUUGGGCCCCGGGAGAGCAUUUUAUUAAAGUGAUGAUCUGAGAGCUGGGAAGACAUUCAGGAAUUAUCACAGGCUGAGUCAGCCUGUCAACACCGCUGGCAAAGCCAGAAUUUACUACCUAUCUCUUGUUGCUCUUGUGAAGCUGGGGGAUGUGCCAUCUCUUGAAGGAUGGACGUGCUUCCAUAGUGCUGUAAAGAAGCGCAUUUCAGAAUUUAGAUCCAGUGAUGAGGAAGGACUGAUAAUUGAUCUCCAAGUCAGAAAGGUCUCGUUCACUGUGUUUACACCAAGAGGGGGAGAUUACAGUCACCUAGGAUUUAUGUGGUCUGAAAUUAUUCACUUAAAAAUUGGUUUAGAUCACAGGUUCCUAACCUGGGGUCCACGGUCCCCUUACUAAAUGAUAUUGGUCCAUGGCAUUAAAAAAAAAGGGUUGGGAACCCCCGGUUUAGAUAUUUUAAAAAGGAAUAAAUGUGGGGGAAUAAAACACUUGGCUGUGGUCCCAGGGUUAACAUAGAACGUUGAACAGGUCCUGGCAGCUGAAAACGUGCCACAACCGUCUAAAAAUUCAAAGUUCGAAGUAAAUUUAUUAUUGAAGUACAUAAAGUGUAUGUCACCAUAUUCAUUGCCUUAGAGGCCUUUACAGGAAAAUAAAGAAAUACAAUGGAAUUUAUGAAAAGCUAUACAUAUACAAAAACUGACAAACAACCAAUGUGCGAAAGAAGACAAAUCACGCAAAUUAAAAGAAGUAAAUAAAUAAUACUGAGAACACGAGUGGUAGAGUCCUUGAAAGGGAGUCCAUGGGCUGUGGAGUCAGUUCAGUGUUCCACCUGUAACCUCACUGUGAUUACAACUGCAGACUGUCAAGAGGUCGGUCUUGGAAGAUGCCAAUACUUUUGGGUGCUGAUAGGACUGGAGAAGAUUAAAGAGAUAGAAAUGAUGGAAAGAUUUGAAAUGGAGAAAAUUAUAAAAUCAAGGCACUGUUUAACUGGUAUUGGAAUGUGGUAAUCCAUAAUCGCAGCCUUAACUCCACUAAUUAUACCUCACUCUAAAAUCUUAUGCUUAUCUAUACUUGGUUGAAGAUAAAUAUUUCCAAAAAAUAAUGCAAAUUGCUAAUGUACACCUGUCGUGGGUCCACCAAUGAAGAUGUGGAAACUUGACAGACCUACACGUGCAGCUCUCAUUCCAAACGUGGACGCAGGGAUUGGGAUUGGAUAUAAGGGAAUAUGAACUGAAUUACAGUUAUCCCUGCACAUUCUCGCCUGGUUAUGCCUGUAAGCUACUCAGUUGUGGCCCUGGACAUGAUUAACUAAAGGCACUAAUAAAAUCAUUAAUUAGCAAACAUUAUAGUACAAGUCGAAAUUAGCUAUCGGACUCUAAUGAAGCUGGUGGUGUAUUGGUCCUUUACGCUGAGGCUAAAGUUUAGUCAAUUCUUGCAAGGGAAAUCAUGAGACCACACAAUAUACUGUGAGCACACAAUUCUUCAAACACACACACCUUCAUGCACUGCUGAGCAGUACAAUACAUUGUGAACACACAAUUAUUCACAAUUCUCUCUGACACCUUCAUGUGCUGUGCUGAAUAGGGAUUGACAUAUAACAGCACAUGGGGCUCCUUCUCCAACAGAAGGUGAGCUGAUCUCAGUGGAGCAUUGGUAGCUUGCUCUGUUGUGUCUUUGCCUGAGUUACUGAAAUCUCCUGGAGGAGGACUGCAUAAAUGCCUAUAUAUUCUAGCCUCCAUGCCCCGCGCAUGCUGGUAAUGUUAAAUAAUGGGAUGAGUACAAUAGUUGCAGAAGGAUAUACGUCUUUCUGAGAAGGUCAUAGGUUCCAAAGUGACUCUGGUGAGGGAAUGCAAGCCAAGAAACACUUUCAGCAGGAGGAUCCUUUUAGUCAUUCUACAAGUGAGUCUGGAGGGAAGAAUAUUAGAACAUUGGGAUCUAAAAUGGCCACUUAUUAAGGAGGGUGACUUAGUUAUAAGGCCAUGCUAAUUUACCUGAUCUAAUGGGAUCAGCAAGUUUUGAUGCCUUCAUAUAUGGUUAGUCAAUGAGUUAGAUAUCCCCCGCUGUGGAUUACCCUGAAUAGAUGAUAGUUAAAGACUCUGUGAUACCUUUGUACAUUUUAUUUUUGCCCUUGUACAUUUUACUCCACUAUCACUGUGUAAUGUGAAUACCCUUGUCAACAACUAAUGAAGUCUAAAUCACUGUGAUUUUACUUUCGUGAAAUAAGUCACAUAAACUGCACUCUGUAACCGAUUACACAAAUAAAAUAUUGUUUUCUCAGUUCUGAAGACUUUGAUUACAUAGAACUGUUCACACCAAAGGCCAGGAUUCAUCAAGCACUGUCUUAAA
Messenger RNA from Mobula hypostoma (lesser devil ray), 14821 nucleotides. Its product is annotated as coronin-2B. Gene Ontology annotation, molecular function: actin filament binding. The transcript is spliced from 12 exons. Lineage: Eukaryota; Metazoa; Chordata; Chondrichthyes; Myliobatiformes; Myliobatidae. The coding region runs from base 282 to 1721 and encodes 479 amino acids. The record is from RefSeq and is a predicted model, not a curated record.